AUGCCCAAGCAGAACGGCCGUCCCACCGACAGCCCCGAGGUCAGAGCCUCCAAGACUCUUGCUUACAUUCUGAGACAUGGCGCUGAGAAGGAGGGACUGGCAAUCCGGUCUGACGGGCUCGUCAAGUUGGCCGACGUCAUGGCCAGACCGAAAGUCAAGGACAUUGACGAGAGCACCAUCUUCCGGCUUGUAGCAGACAAUUCGAAGAAGCGUUUUGCUUUGGUCUGGGGCUACGAUCCAUCGCCGCCGAAGCCGAAGAAGCGGAGCCAGCCCAAGAAGACGAAGACCGCGGCCAUAGCCGAGAGCGGUGCGGUCGAGGAGGUGACCCGGGCUUUGCAGGUGAUCUCGGUGGAGCCGGAGUGGAAGGAACUCGAGUUUAUCAAGCUGUCGCCUCCCCUAAGCGCUUUCCCUGACCCCGAGCUUGUCGCCGCUUACGAAGGAGGAGAGGUUGAUGGGCAGUCUGACGAGAGGGCUGAGUGGUUCAUCCGUGCAGUGCAGGGGCACACCCUCAAGCUGGACAGCGGUCAUCUCGAAGAGUUGAUCGACGAUGAGAACGGCAGGCAGAAGGCGGGUCUGCUAGUUCAUGGGACCAAGUGGCAGCUCUGGGAUACGAUCAGUGCGUUAGACACGCAAGCACCUGCUGACAGCUCAGGGGACACGGGUCUGAACAAAAUGCAGCGUCAGCAUAUUCACCUCGCCCCGGCUCUCACGGGAAGAAUAACCCCUCGCAACCAGUCGUCUCUCCUCGUGUACCUCGACAUGCCUAAAAUGCUUGCCGCUGGGAUCCCUGUCUACGUGGCUCAGAACGGUGUCGUGCUCACUCCGGGUAAAGAAGGAGUAGUCACGAACCAUUUCUUCAGGAAGGUGGUCAGCAUCAACCGGGACAAAAGGCGAGUCAUCUGGGAAAACGGCGCUCCUUCAGAUCGCGAUGAGCAGCCUGACGAGGACGUUGUUUGA
Molecule: messenger RNA, 957 nt
Organism: Trichosporon asahii var. asahii CBS 2479
Lineage: Eukaryota; Fungi; Basidiomycota; Tremellomycetes; Trichosporonales; Trichosporonaceae
Product: tRNA 2'-phosphotransferase
Exons: 2
Coding region: 1-957 (318 amino acids)
Biological process (GO): tRNA splicing, via endonucleolytic cleavage and ligation
Molecular function (GO): tRNA 2'-phosphotransferase activity
Source: RefSeq, a predicted model, not a curated record